GAAGGCCCAGCUUACAUGGGGACGCUCGUGAUAGGGAUCAAGACUUGACCAGAGUGGACUCAAUCGGCGAAUCUGACUCGGACGCGGCGGAGGGCGAUGGAAGAGCUUCCGAUCUUAACCGUGAGUCAGCGCGAGCAGUUUCUGGUGGAGAACGACGUGUUCGGGUUCUUUGGUUACUUCGAGGCCAGCGACGUCUCUACACAGAGAUACAUGUUGGAGAUUCAGCGAGAUAAGCAGUUGGAUUAUCUUAUCCAAGGCUUAAGGCAGCUAGGUCCACAGUUUUCGUCCUUAGAUGCUAAUCGACCGUGGCUUUGUUACUGGAUUCUUCAUUCAAUUGCUUUGCUUGGGGACUGUGUGGAUGAUGAAUUAGAGAACAAUGCUAUCGACUUUCUUGGACGCUGCCAGGGCUCUGAUGGUGGAUACGGUGGUGGUCCUGGCCAACUUCCACAUCUUGCAACCACUUACGCUGCAGUGAAUGCACUGGUUACUAUAGGAGGUGACAAAGCCCUUUCUUCGAUUAAUAGAGAAAAAAUGUCUUGUUUCUUAAGACGAAUGAAGGAUUCAAAUGGGGGUUUCAGGAUGCAUGAUAUGGGAGAAAUGGAUGUUCGAGCGUGCUACACCGCUAUUUCGGUUGCGAGCAUCCUAAAUAUUAUGGAUGUUGAACUCACCCGGGGCCUAGGGGAUUACAUCUUGAGUUGCCAAACUUAUGAAGGCGGGAUUGGAGGUGAACCUGGCUCUGAAGCUCAUGGUGGGAACACUUACUGUGGGUUGGCUACUAUGAUUCUGAUCAAUGAGGUUGACAGUUUGAAUUUGGAUUCACUAAUGAACUGGGCUGUACAUCGACAAGGAGUAGAAAUAGGAUUCCAAGGUAGGACCAACAAAUUGGUCGAUGGUUGCUACACUUUUUGGCAGGCAGCACCUUGUGUUCUACUACAGAGAUUCUAUUCAGCGCAUGAUCUGGUACAUUAUGGAUCAUCACAUAUACCACAAGGGACAGAUAAAGAUCACGAGGACCAUCCCAAUGAUGAAGAUGAUCCUGAAGACAGUGAUGAUGAUGAUGAUGAUUCAGAUGAGGACAGUGAUGAAGGUUCAGUGAAUGGACACGGAGUCCAUCAUACAUCCACAUACAUUAACAGGAGAGUGCAACCAGUUUUUGAUAGCCUCGGCUUGCAGAGAUAUGUACUCUUAUGCUCUAAGAUCCCUGACGGUGGAUUCAGAGACAAGCCAGGGAAACCCCGUGACUUCUACCACACAUGUUACUGCCUGAGCGGAUUGUCUGUGGCUCAGCACGCUUGGUUAAAAGACGAGGACACUCCUCCUUUGACCCGUGACGUUUUGGGUAGCUACUCGAAUCUCCUGGAACCUGUUCACCUCCUCCACAACGUUGUCAUGGAUCGGUACAAUGAAGCUAUCGAGUACUUCUUUAAAGCAGCAUGACCCGUCCUCGCCAACGUAUGGGAAACUCUUGGCAUGAGUGAGUUUUUAUAGUGUUGUACUUGUAUGUAAGUUAUCAACAGAAGUUUCACUAAUCUGCUAUCAUAUAUAGCUAAAGUUAAGAAAUUUACUAAACGAAACAUUUUUAGUGGAAACGCCUUGUCUCUUAA
Molecule: messenger RNA, 1604 nt
Organism: Camelina sativa (false flax)
Lineage: Eukaryota; Viridiplantae; Streptophyta; Magnoliopsida; Brassicales; Brassicaceae
Product: protein farnesyltransferase subunit beta
Biological process (GO): protein farnesylation
Cellular component (GO): protein farnesyltransferase complex
Molecular function (GO): protein farnesyltransferase activity
Source: RefSeq, a predicted model, not a curated record